Metopolophium dirhodum (rose-grain aphid) is the source of this 1843-nucleotide messenger RNA. RefSeq lists its product as uncharacterized. The coding region runs from base 308 to 1747 and encodes 479 amino acids. The record is from RefSeq and is a predicted model, not a curated record. Lineage: Eukaryota; Metazoa; Arthropoda; Insecta; Hemiptera; Aphididae. The transcript is spliced from 7 exons.
UUUUAUCUAUGUUAUAUAUACACCAUAGAGUAAAGAAUAAUAAUAUAAUGUUAUGCACACAGGAUUGAGAUUAUACACAAAACUAUUAUAAUAACAUUGGCACGCGGCUGGACAGCUGUCUGAUAGUUUCGUGAUAACAGUCGACACCGCCGCCGGUUUGUGUACGUUUUAGUCAUGCGAUUGUUUGCGUCUACUCCCUGAGUGGACGGUCAGUCCCCUGCUGUUUUUAUUUUUUCACCCUCUCGCGCGUGACAACCCUCCAGUUGUGCGAUCUGCGCGCGUCUUUCGUUGCUCAAGAUUGUGUGUGAUGUCCGACAACAGUGACGGUAACGGAUUGUCUGGACGCGGCGACGUCUAUCGUUCUACCGUAACAAGUGCGGAGGUCGAUCCGUGGCAACUACAGUCGUCAGUGGAAUACAAAACAUUAGCUGACAAAAGUUCUGAUGACAUUUUAUCUGAAUACUUAUUGUUGGAGUUGGGGCAGAGUAAAAAGGAAAUAUUCAACUUUGUGCAUUUAAGCCAGUCAAUGCGAGUAGCUAACAUCAAUAAUAAUAAAAAAUUACUCAACACGAUUUUGCACUCCAAGGUGAUAAACUCACAGUUAGAAGUUGAAUUUGUAUUAUCGUGUAUGGGAGUAGAUAGUUGUCAAUCUCCAUCCAAGCCUCUGGAAGCUAUUAAUAGAAAUGACCACAGGAACAGAAACGAUCACGAAGAUAAAGAUGACCAAAAGGACAUGGAUGGACAUGAGGACAACGAAGGUUCAUCGCCUAUUGUUCCAAAGAUUUUACAAUUUACACAGUUAGAAGAAUCAAAUUUCAAAGCUCACUUUUUUAUCACCAGGAGCUCAUUUCAAAUAACUUGCGGUCAUUUAAUGCAAGAAUACGGAAGUAUGGCAUACAAGAGGACUGAAUUUGAUGUUGAAAAACAAUUGCUGGUUACUCUAACAUACUUGGGAACUGUUCUGAGUUAUAAGGAAAUUGGAUCAAAAUUUAAUAUUGCUAUUAGCACAGCUCAUAAAUGUGUUAGUGAUGUCUCUAACACAUUGUUUAAACGUAUGGGUGAAAUUAUCUAUUGGCCAAUUAAUCAACAAGCUGAAUUUGAAAUUGAAGAAUUCAAUGAAAUGCCUGGAAAUCGUUUUCCUGGCAUACUUGGUGUCAUUGGAAUGGUAGACUUGAGAAAAACUUGCACAGCCAAUCCAUCCAAACAUACCAAAGAUGGGUCUUCAAUUGCCAUUCAGUGCGUAUGUAACAACAGGUAUCAGUUUUAUAACGUUUUCACCAGUUAUUUACUCAAGUCAUCUGUUACCUCAUCAACAUUCCUAGAGAGUCCAUUAGCUGAAAUGAUUCUUAAUGAUCCAGACAGACUAUUUCCAAACAUUGAGAGUCAUAUUGUUGGACAGUGCUGUUUUCCUCUUCUACCCAAUUUAAUGACUCCAUUUUCUGGUGAUACUUAUAAUACGGUAUCACAAGACACCUAUAAUGAUGCUAUUGAGGUACCAUUGAACAUAAUAAAAUUGGCAUUUGGCAAAUUAUUAGGGCGGUUCUCAAGACUUUUGUGCUUAGAUUUGUGGGGACAAGACAAGUUUGCCAUACUAAUAUUUGCUGCUAGUUGCUUACAUAAUAUAUGUUUAAGUAAUGACGAUGACAUAGACUGUCCACCUUACGAGUGCUGUACUUUCAAAUGUGAUUAUUAUGAUGAGUAUAGUGUGGAAAAACGCCAAGAUAUAUGCUCCAAAAUUAGAUCUUGAGUUUUAUAAACAACAGAUUAAUUGUUUAUAUAACAUUGUACAAAUGUGUAAGAUAUAAUUUGAGUAAAUAAACAAAUAAAGUAAACAUUGAAUUAA